UAGGUGAUUGAUAAGGCUGUACCUGCACUUGUUGACCUUGCGGAGAUUACAACUCUGGGUGAUCACAAGAAGCUUGGAGAUUCCAUUGUUAAUGUUCUUGAGGAAUGUGUCCAGUCACAAGGGACAGGACGCAACUCUUUCAAUAACCGAACGAAGGAAUUGAUUGAGGAACUGUUGAAUUCCAGACAGAGAUUGAAAUGGGAAAAGAAUAUGCCUAAAGAGGAUCUCCAUAUUAAACAGGCAGCAGCUCUAGUGGUCAAGCUUGAAGGAAAUUCAUUAUUUUCAUCAGGAAAUAUAUCUGGAGCUGCAUCAAAGUACUCAGAAGCGUUGGCAUUGUGUCCAAUGAGAUCCAAAAAGGAGAGAGUUGUUCUUUACAGUAAUCGAGCACAGUGUCAUCUUCUGUUGCAACAGCCCUUGGCAGCUAUUAGUGAUGCUACUCGUGCACUUUGUCUUCACAACCCACUGAACCGUCAUGCCAAAAGUCUUUGGAGAAGAGCACAGGCUUAUGACAUGCUUGGGCUUGCAAAAGAGAGUUUGUUAGAUGCCAUUCUGUUCAUAAACGAGUGCUCUCAGUCAAAUGAUCCUGAUCUCUCGUUGAGGCAAAAUAAGGUUCCUGACUAUGCGGAACGAUUGGUUAAAAAGCAGAUGCGUGCAGCUUGGUUAUUUAGAGAGGCAGCUAUCAAACAUGGGGGUGUCCACUGUGAGGGUGAUGCUGGUGACAUCUAUGGCCGAGAGACCGAUGAUUCCGAAUGGGAGACAGCAAGUGAGAGCGAUAUAGGAAAUGAUGGAAGAGAUGAAAUGGGCAAUGAUGAUGAUGAUGAUGAGGAUGAUGAUGAUAGUGAAUGGAAGAAAGAUGAUAGUGAAUGGAAGAAUGAUGAUCGUGAAUGGAAGAAUGAUGAUGAGAGGAAAGAGAAAUAUGAUAAGUCUUCAAUGAAAGACCUAAAGCAUGGAUACAAUGUGCAGCUUGCGGAAGAUGAGCCAUGAAUUUGGACGUGGUGAUCACCAAUCAAACGUGAGCACAAUGCAGCGACAGCAACAGAAUGGAAACUUGGACGAAGCUUUGAUUGACGUGAUUUCAUUUUCAGGAUCACCUAGCCUUACAGAGGUUUCAACAGCAAUUUUCAUCACCUGUCUUGAAAGAAUGCCGAAAAAGGAAACAUAUUCUGGUCAAUUUGUGUCAAAUAUUUAAGGUUGUUAUGUGCUUAUUUUAAAUGUUACUCUCAAUUUUUUUUGUGUGUAAAAUUUCAAGUGUAGAAAAGAUAAGGUUUUGAAGUCUAGAGAGAAAGUUGAGUUUAGAAAGUGUGGAGCUUUGAGUGAUUUAAGAGGGUUGUGUAUAUAAAACUUCAGGGGUUUUUGUUUUGACUUUUGAACUACCAUUCAUCAGCAUUUGAAUGGCAAUUGUGAUUUUCUUCUGCUACCUCUUUAUCCUACACCAUUUUGAGUUAA
Messenger RNA from Prunus avium (sweet cherry), 1446 nucleotides. The record is from RefSeq and is a predicted model, not a curated record. Lineage: Eukaryota; Viridiplantae; Streptophyta; Magnoliopsida; Rosales; Rosaceae.